This is a messenger RNA of Corapipo altera (White-ruffed manakin), 3686 nucleotides long. RefSeq names its product lysine acetyltransferase 7 (gene KAT7). NCBI's taxonomy places the organism in Eukaryota, Metazoa, Chordata, Aves, Passeriformes, Pipridae. Gene Ontology annotation, cellular component: nucleus. Gene Ontology annotation, molecular function: zinc ion binding; histone acetyltransferase activity. The transcript has 15 exons. Gene Ontology annotation, biological process: regulation of DNA-templated transcription. The record is from RefSeq and is a predicted model, not a curated record. Bases 238 to 2073 code for a protein of 611 amino acids.
CUCGCGGUCACGUGACGAGGGGUGUGGGCCGCGUCCCGGCGGAAACGUGAGGGACCGAGCAGGGAACGGCAGCUGGAAGCGGCGGGAGCGGGGCUGGCGCCGCCGGAGCAGACGUGCCGCAGGGCGGGAGACACGGCUGUCACCACGGAGCCCGCGAGCGCUAACACGGCGGCGGCCACCGCCGCCUCGCGGGCCGCGGGCGCCGGGGACCAGGCGAGCUCGCUGCCCCCGCCCAGGAUGCAGCGCAGGAAGAGGAACGCGGGCAGCAGCUCCGAUGGGACGGAGGACUCCGAUUUUUCCACGGAUCCCGAGCACACGGACAGCUCGGAGAGCGACGGCACGUCCCGGAGAUCCGCCCGCGUGACGCGGUCCUCGGCCAGGCUCAGCCAGAGCUCCCAAGACUCCAGCCCGGUGCGGAACCCGGCGCCGUUCGGGGCGGAGGAGCCGGUGUACUCGACGCGCAGGGUGACCCGCAGCCAGCAGCAGCCCGCCCCCGUCACCCCCAAGAAGUACCCGCUGCGCCAGACCCGCUCCUCCGGCUCCGAGACCGAGCAGGUGGUGGAUUUCUCGGACAGAGACACUAAAAACGCAGCGGAUCACGAUGAGUCCCCGCCUCGCACUCCCACCGGGAACGCCCCUUCCUCGGAGUCGGACAUCGACAUCUCCAGCCCCAACGUGUCCCACGACGAGAGCAUUGCCAAGGACAUGUCCAUGAAGGACUCCGGGAGCGACCUCUCCCACCGGCCCAAGCGCCGCCGCUUCCACGAGAGCUACAACUUCAACAUGAAGUGUCCCACUCCUGGCUGUAACUCCUUAGGACACCUGACCGGGAAGCACGAGAGACACUUCUCCAUCUCGGGGUGCCCACUGUACCACAACCUCUCAGCAGAUGAGUGCAAGGUGCGAGCCCAGAGCCGGGAUAAGCAGAUUGAGGAGCGGAUGUUGGCCCACAGGCAGGAUGACAACAACAGGCACGCCACCAGGCACCAGGCCCCCACAGAGAGGCAGCUGCGAUACAAGGAGAAGGUGGCUGAGCUCAGGAAGAAGAGGAACUCAGGACUGAGCAAGGAGCAAAAGGAAAAAUACAUGGAGCACAGACAGACCUAUGGCAGCACCAGGGAACCUCUCCUGGAAAACCUGACCAGUGAGUACGACCUGGAGCUGUUCCGGAGGGCGCAGGCACGGGCAUCCGAGGACCUGGAGAAGCUGAGGCUGCAGGGCCAGAUCACCGAGGGCAGCAACAUGAUUAAAACCAUUGCUUUUGGUCGUUACGAGCUGGACACGUGGUACCACUCCCCCUACCCCGAGGAGUACGCUCGGCUGGGCCGCCUCUACAUGUGUGAGUUCUGCCUCAAGUACAUGAAGAGCCAGACAAUCCUGCGUAGGCACAUGGCAAAGUGUGUUUGGAAACAUCCCCCGGGGGAUGAGAUCUACCGCAAGGGCUCCAUCUCCGUGUUCGAAGUGGAUGGGAAGAAGAACAAGAUCUACUGCCAAAACCUGUGUCUGCUGGCAAAACUCUUCCUGGACCACAAAACACUGUAUUAUGAUGUGGAACCCUUCCUCUUCUAUGUCAUGACAGAAGCUGACAACACUGGCUGUCAUCUGAUAGGAUAUUUCUCCAAGGAGAAGAAUUCCUUCCUCAACUACAACGUCUCCUGCAUCCUGACAAUGCCUCAGUACAUGAGACAAGGCUACGGCAAGAUGCUCAUCGACUUCAGUUAUUUGCUGUCUAAAGUAGAGGAGAAGGUGGGCUCUCCCGAGCGGCCCCUCUCCGACCUGGGGCUCAUCAGCUACCGCAGCUACUGGAAGGAGGUUCUGCUGCGGUACCUGCACAACUUCCAGGGCAAGGAGAUCUCCAUCAAAGAGAUCAGCCAGGAGACUGCAGUGAACCCCGUGGACAUCGUGAGCACCCUGCAGGCCCUUCAGAUGCUCAAGUACUGGAAGGGAAAACACCUGGUCCUGAAAAGACAGGACCUGAUUGAUGAGUGGAUAGCCAAAGAGGCCAAGAGAUCCAACAGCAAUAAGAUCAUGGAUCCCAGCUGUUUGAAAUGGACCCCUCCCAAGGGAACCUAAGUGUCCCUCUCUCCUGGAGCCAGUGACCCCCAGCAGUAGAAGUUCCCCUGGGAUCUCUGUGUGUCCAUUGCUGUUGUGGUGGGCUGGUGCAGUACCCCAAACCCCAACACAUCAGCUCCCCCUGGGACUGGCCUGGCCUGGAUCGUUGUGCUCCCACAGUUCUGAGGAACUUUGAUGUCUCGGCCUCAAUGAGGUUGCAAGGAUUGGAUCUGUAGGAUUGGAUCUGUAGGAUUGGAUCUGUAGGAUUGGAUCUGUACCGGACCCCCAGCAGCGCUGGCCCAGGAGCUCUGACACUGGUACUGUACCUGUCCAGCCACUGGUCUCACCCUCCUGUUCCUGCUCCAGUGAGCUUGUGUCGUGUCCUGUGAGCCAGUUGUUCCUUCCCUCAGGUUCCUGGAGCUCUCAGCACUGCAGUGACUCCUGUGGCUUUUGGACAAGGUCAGAUAACUGGGGAGGGUCUGGUUUUCCACUGAGCUGCAGUUACACCAGCUGCAGUGUUUUAGCCAGUCCUGGUCCAUUCCAGGCCUGAAAGAGUUUUGGUGGGAUAAUGUUUCACCUCUUCCAGCAGUUUUCCAUAGGUCUUUUUGUAGUUUAUGAUGUACAGGCAGAACUUGCCUGUACCUGAGUGAGGUGCUGAGUGAAGGCUGAGGGUGUGAGAACACCCUGCUCCGAGAUGUUCCCAUUAUCCUGCAGCUCCCACAUCUGCUGGAGAGACCCCUUCAUUGUAAUUCCUGUUCUUCCUCCUUUAUCUCUUGGAGUUAGUGAGUCCCUUUACAAACAGUGUAUUUAACUGGAGACACGUUUCCCAGAGCAAUCCUCCUUGAACUGUGGCUCUCUCCGUAUUGGAGAGGGUUAUUUUUUCCCCUCUAGACUGAAGAAACAAAAACUUUGGACAGAUUUUUGCUGGCCUUGUCCAAACAGCCACAGAAACUCCAGGAGUUGUUGGGCUGCCCAGGCUGUGCUCCAGGGAGCUGUGGGAUGGGUCAUCCUCUGGCAGUGCAUCCUUGUUUCUCUUUGUAAAACAAACAGAAAAAAAUAAUAAGCUUUGACUUCCUCUCUCCCACCAGCACCACCAGAAGAAACUCUCCUGCAAUGGCUUCCCAGUAUAACCACUGUCCUUGUGCCACCUCUAUGGCUCCAGUGUGACUAAAAUCAGGGACAAGCUCGGGGUAGGGGCUGGGACCAUCCCAGUGCUGAUUUCAUGGAACCUUCCGGUGCUUCCUCACGGAACAGGCUCUGACAUGAAGCACUCGCAGUGUCCUGGCAGGUGGGAGCCAUUCCCUGUUAACCACUGCCCCAUCCUGGCCUGGAAGAGUUCUCUCUUGCUCCUCUGUUGGUUGUCUGUCCUGGAAAAAAAUUAAAAAAAAAAAAAAAGGAAAAGAAACUUCCUGCUCAGUCCCCAGCAUGGACCUUGUGGGCAUUACUGAACCUCCUGUCUGUGCCCUGCUCUGCACUGUCACUGACACAGAUCCUGACGGGAUAUCCAGGGAAUUAGACCCCUUGGGGAGUAGGGAAGAGGGCCAUCCUCCUGCAGCAGCUGUUCCCUGUCCCCAUGGUGUGGUAGAAUGUGCUGUCCUGUUCCUGCUCCUCAAUAAAGCAUGUUCUCUGCUCCG